AUGGCUUAUCCCUCACAACUAGGUUUUCAAGACGCAGCAUCACCUGUAAUAGAAGAACUACUUCACUUCCACGAUCAUGCAUUAAUAAUUGUAUUCCUGAUUAGCACUUUAGUGCUUUAUAUUAUUGUAGCUAUAGUCACUACAAAACUAACAAACAAAUUCUUAUUAGACUCACAAGAAAUUGAAAUCAUCUGGACUAUUCUUCCCGCAAUUAUUCUGAUCCUAAUCGCACUCCCAUCUUUACGAAUUUUAUACCUGAUAGAUGAAGUAAACGACCCUCACCUCACAAUCAAAGCAGUUGGACAUCAAUGAUACUGAAGUUAUGAGUACACUGAUUAUGAAGACCUAGCCUUUGACUCAUACAUAAUCCCAACCCAAGACCUAGUACCAGGCCAAUUCCGAUUAUUAGAAGCAGAUCAUCGUAUAGUAAUCCCAGUUGAAUCACCAAUUCGAGUAUUAGUAUCUGCAGAAGACGUACUUCACUCAUGAGCAGUACCUUCCCUAGGAGUUAAAAUAGAUGCGGUGCCAGGACGAUUAAACCAAACAGCUUUUAUCACAUCACGACCAGGAGUGUUUUAUGGACAAUGUUCAGAAAUCUGUGGUGCUAACCACAGCUUUAUACCUAUUGUAGUAGAAGCAGUACCCUUAGAACAAUUUGAAAACUGAUCAUCACUUAUACUUGAAGACGCCU
This is a messenger RNA of Hippocampus comes (tiger tail seahorse), 691 nucleotides long. NCBI's taxonomy places the organism in Eukaryota, Metazoa, Chordata, Actinopteri, Syngnathiformes, Syngnathidae. The record is from the annotation of a RefSeq genome assembly.